Messenger RNA from Dunckerocampus dactyliophorus (ringed pipefish), 2630 nucleotides. It is a transcript of the gene best1, whose product is annotated as bestrophin 1. NCBI's taxonomy places the organism in Eukaryota, Metazoa, Chordata, Actinopteri, Syngnathiformes, Syngnathidae. Bases 8 to 2371 code for a protein of 787 amino acids. The record is from RefSeq and is a predicted model, not a curated record. The transcript has 11 exons. Gene Ontology annotation, molecular function: chloride channel activity.
CCUCACAAUGCAGCUUUGUUGCUCAAACAGAUUAAGUCAUCAAGUGACCGGAGGUAUAGCAGCUCCUGGUUCUCCUUUUUUCUUUUCCUGCGUCUUCUCUUUCUCCAACAUUCUCUCUGUGGAGGCUGACCGCUCGCCUCCGACCCUCCAAACAGACAGCCAUGGACAAACAUUAGCAUUUUCAGCGAGGCCAGGCAGAGCAGGCCAACUGCUGACGAGGAAUCAACAUACAUACUUCAUGGUGGCAGAUGCAGGUCUGGGGACCUUCUUCCACCUGCUUCUGCGCUGGAAGGGCAGCAUCUACAAACUCCUCUACAGGGAGCUCAUCAUCUUCACCCUCCUCUACUACUUCUUCAGUGUUGUUUAUAGGUUUGUGUUCAAUGCUGAGCAGAAGAGGCUGUUUGAGAAGUUGUCCAUAUACUGCGACCGCUAUGCAGAACUCAUCCCUGUCUCCUUUGUUCUUGGUUUCUACGUGACCUUGGUGGUAUCCCGUUGGUGGGGUCAGUUUGAGAACGUCCCCUGGCCUGACCGCCUGGCAGCAUUAGUUGGAGGCCACGUCCGUGGAGCAGACGAGGCCGCUAGGCUGACCAGGCGCACUCUGAUGCGUUACGCUAACCUCUCCGGUGUGCUCAUCUACCGCUCUGUCAGCACUGCUGUCUACAAGAGGUUCCCCACGAUGGAGCAUCUGGUGCAGGCAGGUUUGAUGACAUCAGAGGAGCUGAGACAUCUGGAGGACUUGCCCUCCCCUCAUAACAAGUUUUGGAUUCCCUGCAUGUGGUUCGUCAGUCUGGCUCUGAGGGCCCGGACCGAGGGUCGCAUCAACAACGACGUGGCCCUCACAGCCAUUCUCACUGAGUUGAACAGUUUAAGGGCAAAGUGCAUGAAGCUGUAUGGAUAUGACUGGAUCAGCCUGCCUCUCGUCUAUACCCAGGUGGUAACGGUGGCAGUCUACAGCUUCUUCCUGGCUUGUUUGAUUGGUCGUCAGUUCUUGGAUCCAGCCCAAGGGUACCCAGGCCACGACUUGGACUUCUACCUGCCCGUCUUCACGUUGUUGCAGUUUUUCUUCUACGUUGGCUGGCUGAAGGUGGCUGAGCAACUCAUAAAUCCUUUUGGAGAAGAUGAUGACGACUUUGAGACCAACUGGCUCGUCGAUCGUAAUUUACAGGUGUCUUUGCUGUCUGUAGACGAGAUGUACGACAGCCUGCCUCUGGUUGAGAAAGAUAUGUACUGGAAUGAGUCCGAGCCUCGACCUCCCUACACCACUGCCAGUGCUGACCACUGCAAACCUUCCUUCAUGGGCUCUGCACUGGAUAUAAGUGUUCCUAAGGAGGAGAUGGAGUUUCAGUCCAAUUUGGAGCAGAUUAAAGAAAAUGAGGAAGCCAACUACUCCACCCCGCUGCUUGGAGGCCUGGGUCGUCUUCUCGGUGUCCAGUCGCCCAGCUUCCCGCGCUCUUCUCGAGUUUCUCUGCUGCGCCGCCGCCCUGGAGCUCCACUAAAUCGCUUCCCCCUUUACUUACACCCAGAGGCUCCAUCGAUCCAAAACCAAGCACGCCAGCCCUUGAACUCUGAGCAAGAACGGGACUACAGCUUCUCCGGGCUACCUCUAUAUGAGAGGCCGGGCUUCUACAGUUGCCCCCAGACGCCCAUUCACUGCAUUCCCCCAGCCGUGCCGCGACCAAGACCUGCCCGGCGACCUCAGAAUGAAUGGGACCGCAGCUGCAGCUCCCUGGCUCCUCCAAUGGUGGGCUCACAGCUGUUGCCCGACACCCCCAACCACAUCCCACCGCCACCAUCAUCUGCUUUCCCCUGGCUGAGUGAGGAUGGUGAGACGACGGCCACCCCGGCCUUCUCCUUCCCCGACCCCCAGCCCGAGCUUUGCCCAAUAUCGAAACUCAGACGUGGGCACGGCCUGCUGUCACGCCGGCCUCCACCACCAUGCCUGACGCUGGAUGCCUUGCCGUCCGCUGAUAGCCAACCUGGGCCUCUAAGCGCUCGGACGAUGGGAAGUGGGGGAGAAAGGGUGUUCUCCUUCACCCCUCCCUCUCGUCCUGUGCCAGCAAAUCCAAGCAAUCACAACAGCUCCAGCAGCAUUAACGUGACAAGCAGCACCAGCGCUGGCACCGCGGUAGGUCUUUGUAACGGCACAAGUCUCAGUAGCUUUAGUAACCACUGCAACUUCAGUGCCAACGCAAAGGCAAGCAAUGGCGGGCUGAAUAACCUGACAGCUUCCAAUUCAGCGCCUUCACAGCAAGAAGCCAAUCAGCCAAAUUCCCCCAAUGAUUCUGGAAUCUCAUUGGCUGAAGGGGACCUGCUGGGGGUGCUGGUGGAGGGCAGUGGGAACAAGGCAUCUGCAGGAAGGAAACAGGACUGAGAAAGUGCUGUAUGUGUCACACAUGCCUAUAGUGGGUGUGUGUAGGAAAUUAAGCUCCACUUCCUCAAUUAACCUACUUUUAAGGCACAAAGCACCUUACAGGAUUUCAGUGUCAACAUAUGGGGAAGAAAUAAACAUAUGAAGCCUACAUGUGAAUUAUUUAAACUACAGUCCUUAAAACUGUCUCCCAUUAUUAAACAAAAACACAUUGCCUUUUGUGUCAUCUUAAACAGCAUUUGUUUUUUUAAUAAAAACAUUA